GUCGCGGUUCCUUGCAGUUACUUGCUACUCGCCAGGCUCGGAGCAGCGCGCACACGAAUUACGCACCACGUUAGCGCAUCUAGAGGCACUCCGGACGGUUCUGCGGGAUUGUUUUGGCGACGGAGAGGGACCUAUAGUAUGAGAACUUUCAUCUCAGCUCGUUCGGUUUCUUUCAUUUUCCCAUUUGCUCAUUUGAUUGUUUUUUCAUCUUUUUGCCCUCAUCAUUUUUCUUCUUCCGCUGUCAUCCACAGUUCAUCCAGCGCUCCCAGUGUGUCGCUCACUACUACGACCACCACCAGCUGAAACGGGGAAUAUCUCGGGCCAUUCUCUCUCUCUCUGCUCUACCACCACCACCGCAACCACUACCACCCAUCGCCUCUCAUCGCUGCUAUCAUCUGCUGGAUUGGUACCUGAAUUGCUGGUGUACUAGAGACCCGGACUAACACGCGGAUUUGUAUUCUUCUGCUACUUGGCCUACAGUGGACACCGCAUCCAACAGCAGCAGAAGCAGUGGGUCGACACGGGUCGCCCCUUUUUCUCUCUGAGGAAUGUACCUAGUGAAGUGGGCGCACUGAAAGUGGCGAGAAACCACGCAACUCCAGCUCUUCUUGAACUAUACUCGCUGCGCGCCCUUUGGGUCUCCAAGCCGAGCGCGGAGCUCUCGUUCAGAGCGAGAGAGAGUCGGAUCUCUCGGGUGUAGUGUGUGGAGAUGCGCAGGGUUUGAUCGCGUUGCGUCCAUCCUUGUGGCUACCGGACCGGGAAUAUAAAAUAUAUUGUGGCGGCCCUUUAUUCCGAUUUUUUGGAGCGCCUGACGUUUGAGUUUUGGACAUAAUUCACUCAGAGACGGAUUGCAGAGCCACACGGAAAACAAAGAAAUCAUGGGGGACUCAAUGUGGAGAUAUUAUCUAGGAGUUUUGUUUCUCGCGUGCAAGGUGAACUUGUCCCGGGCGCUCAUUUUGGAGUCCAUCUACUGGAACACCACGAACACCAAAUUUGUGCCGGGCCAGGGCGUGGUGCUGUACCCACAGAUCGGCGACAAGCUGGACAUCGUGUGCCCGCGCGUGGACGGUGGCCCCAGUGACGGGGUGGAGUACUACAAGGUGUACAUGGUUCCCCGGGAGCAGCUGGAGAGCUGCACCAUCACCAAGGCCGACACGCCGCUGCUCAACUGCGUCACUGACCAGGACGUCAAGUUCACCCUCAAGUUCCAGGAGUUCAGCCCGAACCUCUGGGGCCUGGAGUUCUUCCGUGGCAAGGACUACUACAUCAUCUGUAAGUUCACACACUAAUGACGCGCUAAUGCCGACCCUCAUCAUCGUGUUCACUGCGUUGCCAUUCAGCAGAUGCUUGUAUCCAAUGGGGACAAUGUGCACCGGUAGACUUGUGUCCGUUUGGGUAUCAAACCCAGUACCUCUCGGUCAGUGCACCCGAGCUUGUUGUGUUAGCAUGUUUCUUUUCAUACGGGGAACCGAAAAUCAUCCACAAAAUAACGAAGCAGAGAUGGAGCCUUUAUUGUGUUUCUUUGUGAUUGCCUUUCUUUCUGCUCCAGAAGUUGUUGUAGGCAGUGCGGCUGUUGUGCCGUACAUAGAGUUCUCUUUGAACCCUCAUCCCCCAUUUGGAUUCUUUCACUUCCAGCACUGAGCUUGUUGCGCUCCGAUCCGCCUCCAUAGUGGUCACAGUUGAUGAAAACUCCUUCUCUUUUUGUUGUGUGUCGUUCUUCGAACAACAGGCUGCAGAUCUCAAGUGUCCAUGGCUUAGGGACUCAGAGCUCAGGGACUUGCUAAGCUGCUCAUAGACUUUCCCAGUCACACACUCAUCUCAUCCAAUCAAAUGCCAAGGGAUGCCAUUCUCCCUCCAAUCACAGCUUGUGCUCUCCAUGAACGGUGAUGCACUGGUUAUUGUCUUGGGAGGAAGAUGUGAUUUUAGGGCGCCUACUGAUGAUGUCCCUCCGUGGU
Molecule: messenger RNA, 1955 nt
Organism: Gadus macrocephalus (Pacific cod)
Lineage: Eukaryota; Metazoa; Chordata; Actinopteri; Gadiformes; Gadidae
Gene: efnb2a
Product: ephrin-B2a
Biological process (GO): blood vessel morphogenesis; ephrin receptor signaling pathway; axon guidance
Cellular component (GO): plasma membrane
Molecular function (GO): ephrin receptor binding
Source: RefSeq, a predicted model, not a curated record